Molecule: messenger RNA, 1287 nt
Organism: Blepharisma stoltei
Lineage: Eukaryota; Ciliophora; Heterotrichea; Heterotrichida; Blepharismidae
Source: the annotation of a GenBank genome assembly
AUGGAAAAUAAAAUUCUCAAAAAGCUAGAAUGACUUACAAUUUCCCCAGAAGGCAUUCAGCUCCAAAUCGACAAAUACAGCAAAGCACUUAUCCCAAAUAAUCCUACUGAAUUAAAUAAAUCACUGCAGUUUUUUGAUAACUUACUAUCGAAAAGGAAAUUAUUUGUUAAACUUAUUCCGAUCGAUUGUAUUAUUUCUCUUCCUAAAGAAUUACUCCAAUAUCCAGAUACUAGAAAUAUCUUCUUAAGUUGUCUUGCCAAAAUUUCUAACUUAGGAAAAGAAGAAUGCCACAGUAUUGUAUUAUAUUGCUGAAGAGAAAAUUUUGAAUUAUUUAUGCUAUGCGAAGACUUAAAUCUUGUUGAUUCUUGUUUACUUGGAAUAGGAGGAAUAAUAAAAUACAAUUUUUAUCCAAGUCACUCAUAUUCUCAAUUAAUUAUAAAUUUGAUGAAUAUUUAUAAUAGAGUGAAUAUGCAAGGAAUUAAAAGAUAUAUAUGGCUGCUUUAUCAUAUAAUAAACGAUUGCGAAUCAAUUAGAUUUGAAGAAGUGAGAGAUUUUAUUGGAAUCAUUAUAAAUGUACUUGGCGAUUAUAAUAAUAAUGAUGCCCUAUAUUAUGCCUUGAAUUGCAUUUAUGUAAUUUUCAAAAAAUUUCGCUUUCUAGAAAUAAGUUCGACUCCUUCAAUAUCAAGAUUUAUACUAUGUCAAGAUUAUGAUAUUUCGCUUGCAUCUGUUAAGAUAUUUAAAGAAAUCAUAGAUGGAAACUUCCUUGAAAUUAAUUUAUUAUUUUCGUCUGGAGUUUUUAGCAAUCUUGCCGCUCUAUUACCAUUGGCAAAGAAUCAAAAUUUGAAAAACAAAAUCGAACAUAUCUUAUCUUAUUUUUUACAGAAUGCAAGUAUAGAUGAAUUCUUAAAAUCAGUUAGUUAUUUAGAUCCACUUAUACAAAUUGCAAAUAUUAGUGAUACAAAUUUAGGGCUGCGCUCAUUGCAAAUUCUUUGCUAUAUUACCUACAAUUAUGAAUGAUUGAUUCCAUUGCUAAUAAAGCACAAUAUUAUUGAUACGUUUAUGAUUAGGUUUCGAUUCGAAGUCUAUGAAGUGCUAGAAGACAUAUUAAAAGCAUUGCUGAAAAUUAUGACAUAUUUAAAACUUAGUGAAUCAGAUUUUUUCACAGAAUUUCAUCGCUUACAAAAGAUAGGAUUCAUCUCUUAUAAUGAAUACUUGAUGAAAUGCCCGAAUUUGCAUGUUUCUAUUCUUGCUAAAGAUUUGGAUAAAAUCUUAUGGUAUUCUCAUUAA